AUGCGAACUUCGCGACGCGACCGUGGCGUCAAGCGGAAACGGCGGGUUGAUUCGAAUGAGAGGAACCGCGAGGGAAGGGAGGAGAGGAGGAGACGAGAGGAAGCGGAAGGAGCAGGUCAUGGUGGGGAGGAGGAAGAUUCGUGGCUGGGAGCGGUAGGUGGGGUGAAGGUGGAGGAUGAGGAAGCGGAGGAGAGGGAGGGGGCCUGGGAGGUGCCUGGGGGUUCGGCGAGAGGCGGCGGAGAGGCUUUGUCGCCUGAUGGUGUGCCGCAUGGCGACGAGAGGAGAGGAGCGAUGGAGGAGGCGGGGUUAGAUGAUGAGCUGGAAGAGGGCGAGGUGGUUGGGGACGAUUAUGAUGAUGACGAUGAGGAGGAGGAGGAGGAGGAUGGCGAGGAGGAGGAGGAAGAGGGGGAAGGGGUUGGAGGGGUUGAUGAUGAAGGAGUACGUGUAAGGGAGGGGGAGGACGAGGGGUUGAGGGAGGGGGAGGAGGAGGAUGAUGAUGUGGAAGGGGAAGGAGAGAAGGAGGGGAAGGGGCGAGAAGCAGAGGCGAAAGGCGAGGCUGGUUCCUUGGGUGAUGCAGGGAGAGAAGGAGACCGUGGCGGGAGGAAGGACGCAGUAAGAAAGGGAGGGAAGGAGGACGCAGUGAGAGAGAGGGGAAAAGAUGAUGCACGUACUACCGCUGUGGGCCCCGCAAGGGCAAGGGAGAUGGCGGUAAGGGAGGGAGCGAAUGAAGAAGCAUUGGUCGGCGCACAUGUGAAGGAUGAGAGGUUAGAGACGGGGGACGCGGAGCGUGAGAUUCAGGAAAAGCGGGGAAGAGGCGGGUUGGCGAGCGAAGGCGUAGGGAAGCGUGCGGAAGAGGCAGGGGAGCGUGAGACUAAGGAUGGGAAGAGGAGGAGAGAAGAAAAGGACUUGGAUGAGGAGAAGCGCAGGGAGAUAGAUGGCAGGGGGAGUGAGGGCGGGGGACCAACAGGUGAGAACGUCAAGAGAAGGAAAGAGAGUGAGGGGAGGGCGGAGAGGGGAGCGAAGGAGUUGAGUGGAGGAACGCCACAGGAGGCGAAAUUGGGAGCAUGCAUUGGCCAAAGUAAUGGGCGAAAAGCGGGGGCAUCAGAGGCCGGUGCCGCGGUUGUGGGGCGAGGUGGUGAGAGUGGGGGCUUGCUGCUGGCUCCUGGUGUGGUCGCAACUUCUAAAGUGCCUCAGAAGUCCGCUCCUGCUGCUCUGGCAACUAUUAAAGUGACUCAGGAAUCCCCUCCUGCUGCUCUGGCAACUUCGAAAGUGCCUCAGAAGUCUGCUCCUGGUGCUGUGGCAACCUCUAAAGUGCCUCAGAAAUCCGCUCCUGCUGCUCUGGCAAUUCCUAAAGUGCCUCAGAAAUCCGCUCCUGCUUCUCUGGCAACUUCUAAAGCGCCUCAAAAGUCCGCUCCUGGUGCUGUGGCAACCUCUAAAGUGCCUCAGAAAUUCGCUCCUGCUGCUGUGGCAACUUCGAAAGUGCCUCAAAGGUCCGCUCCUGGUGGUGUGACAACCUCUAAAGUGACUCAGGAAUCCGCUCCUGCUGCUCUGACAACUCCUAAAGCGCCUCAAAAGUCCGCUCCUGGUGUUAUGGCAGCAGGUGUAGACAGGAGCGAUGGUGGUAACGCAGUGAAGGACAGGCAUGGGGACGGACAUGCUGCUACUGUGGGCUCAGAAGGUACGAGACUGAGGGACGUGCUGCAGCAGGCAGGCGCACGCACCGAGUCCCACCACGAUGCACAGAAUGUGGGGGAGGAGGCAGGGAGAGAGAGCCAAGUAACAGCGCCAAUGCUGCUCGUGAAACCAGAGGCAGCGAGUGAGGAUGAGGGUGAGGAUAGCGAGGAGGAAAGGGAGGAGGGGGAGGAGGAUGAGGAGGAAGGCGCAGGGAGUUGGGAGGAGGGGGAAGAUGAGGAAGAGGAGGAGGAGGGGGAGGAGGAGGAGGCGUGCGGAGUGGUGCGUGCAGGGCAGGAGGCGGGGAGUGGGUUGGAGGGAGUGUUGGUGCCGUCUGCACGCCUGAUGCUGCAGCCUGUGGGAUUAACGGCCGGAGGUUCUGCCAUGGCGACAGCAGAAGAUAGUGGUACAAGUAAGGCGAAUGCCGUUCCUGCCCCUACAGAUUCCGCUACAGCUACCGCUUCUGCUGCUGCUGCUGCUUCUGCUGCUGCUGCUGCUCCUCCCGAUCCUACUCCUGCUGCUGUACCAGAGCGGUCACAGGCCAUAGCCAUUUGGGUGCCGCCAGCAAUGCCAGCAGAGGCAGAGCCAGAGGGAGAGAGAGAGGGAGAGGGAGAGGCAGCCUCUGGAGAAGGCGACAUGAGAGGAGGGGGGUUGGAGGGGGGUAGCCGUAGGGACGUGGGGGUAGGUAAAGGAGUAAAGGCCGAAGAUGAUACGGCGUGUGGUGGUUUGGGGAUAGAGGGCGUGCCUAGGAGCGUCUUGGAGAGGAAUGCAAGGCAGCAGCGUGGUGGUGUUGCUGAUGAGCCGUUGCUAGCAUUGCCCUGGGAAGCAUUGCAGUCUAUGCAGUCAAUGCAGUCUAUGAAGGUGCCGCCGGUACAGCUGUUACAGUUGCCGGGGGGUUCACGUGGAGGCGGCUAUAACGAAGUGUCUGCAGGAGCAGGGACAGCAGGGGGAGCAGGUGGAGCAGGGGCAGCAGAAGGUGCAGCGGCAGCAGGGGGAGCAGCGCUGGCACUGCCGUGGGGGGAUUGGGAGGCGCGGGUGCGAAUGCUGCGGAGGCAGCACAUGCUGUUCGAAAGCAAGGACGUGGAUGGGGAGCAGGCUGAGGUGGUGUGGCGGGAGAAGCAGCAGCAGCAGCAGCAGCAGCAACAGCAGCAGCAACAGCAGAACAUGCUGCUGCUGCUGCAGGGAAGGGAGCGGAGCGAGAGGGAGGAAAGGGAGAGGAGGGAGGAGAGGGGAGAGCAAAAGUUGCUGAUGCUGCCGCCGCCGCCGCCGCAGCAGCAGCAGCCGCGGGAGGAAGCACAGCGACGUGCUCUUGAGUCAGGGCGAGAGGGACGGGGUGAGGUUCAGGGGCAGGGUCAGGGGCAGGGGCAAGGGCGGGGGCGAGAGCAGGCGGUAGGACCCCGAGAGGCGGGUGUGCGGGAGCAUCGGUUGCUGCAGGAGGCUCAGGUGGGGGCGGCGGCGGCAGCAGCACAGCAGGCGGUGCAGCAGCAGUGGCGAGUUGAGGUGGAAGAUGUGUUGGAAGAGGAGGAGGGGAUGAGGCAGGACGCUCAGCAGCCCUUUCGAGGGCAGCAGCCGCUGCGACUGCAGCUGGAACAGCAGCAGCAGCAGGAGCAGGAGAAUGCGCAGCGGCAGCACUAUUAUCAUCAGCAGCUGCUGCAGCAGCAGUUGCUAAUGAACGAGCAGCAGCAGCAGCAGCAGCAGCAGCAGCAGCAGCAGCAGCAGCAAGCACCCGCAUGGCAGCUAGCCCUGCACUCAGAACCCCCGCCGAACCUACCCGCUCCCGACCCUCUCCUACAGGACUGGGUGGCGAAGAAGCAAGGAGAGAGGGAGAACCUCGUGAGGCAAGGGCUGGAGCUGCAGCUGCCGUCCAGCCAGGUGGGUGCGGAACAGGAGGAGGCAGAGGCAGAGAGAAAGGUACAGGCAGCGUUGAAGACGUUUGGGGGUUACAGGGAGGGGUUAGAGCGGUGCAAGAGGCAGAUGGAGGAGGCACAGCAGAUGUUGCCUCUGUAUGCGGCUGCUGGGGUUGGUUCUGAUGCUGUUGCUGCUGCUGCUGCUGCUGUUUCUGCUGCGGCUGCUGCUGCUGCUGGUGCAGGUGCCUCUGGUUUCGCCAGUGUUCGUGCUGCCAUUGAGGGUUCUUCUGCUGCUCCCAAUGCCGCUGGAGAUGUCGCCGCGGCUGCUGGUUCUGCUCCGGGUUCUUCCCCUCCCUCCACCCAAAACCCAUCCACUGCAUCCCCCGCAGCAGCAGCAGCAGCAGCAGCAGCAGCAGCAGCAGCAGCAGCAGCAGCAGCAGCAGCAGCAGCAGGCACACCAGCCAGGCACAAGAGACAGUCGGCAACAAUGGAUGCAUACACUCUCAUGAGCCAGAACAGCCAGUUACUCCCCCGGGACAUCAUAGGCCAUGUGCGGGGUGUGCCACUAGGCUCCACCUUCCCCUCUCGCCUGCACCUCGCAGUGGUGGGCAUGCACACAAAGCACAUGAGCGGGAUCGACUUUAUCCCGGCCUCCCGCUGCCCGUUUAAAGAGCAUGUGACGACGUGUAUUGUCAUGUCUGGGGGGUAUGAGGAUGAUGAGGAUGAAGGGGAAGAGUUUUGGUAUACGGGGCAGGGGUCUGGGAAUCAGAAGCUGGUGCGGGGGAAUCUGGGGCUUGCGAAUAGUUAUUUUUUGCAGCUGCCCGUGCGGGUGGUGCGCGGGCAGGUGGACGGGCUGGGGCGGAAGAUGUAUGUGUAUGAUGGGCUGUAUCAUGUGCAUGACUUUGCACAUGUGGUGGGGAAGCAGGGGUGGUAUGUGUACCGGUUUAAGAUGGUGAGGGAUGCAGGGCAACCGCAGUUGAAGACCCAGUUGGUCACGUGGCGUAGAGGGAGGAAAAGGAAGAUGCUGACAGGUGGGACAGCUCCUGCUGAGGGAGCCGGUGCUGCUGCUGCUGGUGGUGCUGCUGCUGCUGCUGGUGGUGGUGCUGGUGGUGGUGCUGGUUGUGCUGGUGUCAGUGAUGGGGCUGCUGCUGUGGUGGGAGGAGCAGGUGCGAGGGCACUGGCGUUAACAGCAGGGAUGGCUGGUGGGGAGCCUGGGGGGGUGGAUGCAGCAGCAGCAGUGAUGGCAGCAGUAGUGGCAGUAGCAGUGGCGGCAGCAGGUGCAGAUGUGAGAGGAGUGGUUGGAGCAGCGGUGACAGGAGGAACAGCAGGAGCUGAGAGUAGCAGGGGGGCAGCAGCAGGUCCCGCUUCCGCUUCCGCUCCUGCUCUCAGUCCUGCUUCCUCUCCUGCUCUUGCUCCUGCCUCUGCAUCUGCUGCAACAGUGACUGUACAACAAGGGACCGAGUCUGACACUGCACCAGCAGCAGCAGCAGCAGGAGGAGGAGCCACAGUCAAGGCAACUGCCCCAAGCCACCUCUCUUCCUCUCAGCCUGGAUCCGUGCCCUCUCCCUCCCCUUCCACGCCUCCAUCUCCCAAGCCAUGCCCCAUGGGAGCAGGUGAACCGUCACCAGCUCCCCCUCUCACGCCCUCUCCCCCACCACCCCAGCACCCCUCUGCCACUCCAGUGUCAGCGGUUUCGUCUGCUGCUCUUCCCCCCUCGGCCCUUCCCUCUUCGCUUCCCCCGACCCUUCAAUCUGCCCUUCCUUCUGCAGCCCUUGCAUCAGCCCGUGCUGCAGGCCCUCUCUCUGGCAGAGCACAGGGACCUUGGCUGGGGCAGGCAUCUGCUCCUUCUCGCCUCAUUCUCCCCUCUCGCACCGCCGCACCUGCUACUGCUCCUACUGCUGCUCGUGCUGGUAUCUCUUCCUCCUCAUCCGCACCCUCAGCUGCUGCUGGUGCUCUUCGCUCCCCGGUCCUCUCCCCCACACCACCUCCAUCCUCCACUGCUGCUGCUGCUGCUGCUGCUGUUUCUCCAAACGCACCCCGUGCCGCACGCUUGCCUGUCCUGCUCCCACGCCCACCCAUGCAGCGAACAGUCAUUGAAUUGUCCCCAUCACCACCCAGCUCUCCGCCUCUUCUCUCCGCUCCAUCCCUACACCCAACCCUCCUCUCCCUCCCCCGCCAGCACCAACAAAGCAUCCCCACCAGUGCUCCCCUCCGCUUGACCUCCUUCAACCAUGCCCCUGCUCCUUUCCCCGCUGCACCUUCCUCUCUCGCCUCUUCCCCCUCCCCUCUCCCCACCCCUGGUUCCACUGGCCCAUUCCCAGCUGCUUCUUCCCGCCUCUACACCACUCCGGACUCCUCCACACCCCCUGUUCUACCCUCUUCCAGACCCCCUCCUGUGGCUGCUCGUGCCCCGUCUGCCGCCGUAGCCUUCCCAUCUGCUGCUACCUCUCUCUCCAGGCCCACCACCAUCCCCUCUGCGAGCUCUCUUGUUGGCCUGUUUGGUUUGCACAAACCAUACUUGAGUUUCUCCUCAUCUUGA
Molecule: messenger RNA, 6057 nt
Organism: Closterium sp. Naga37s-1
Lineage: Eukaryota; Viridiplantae; Streptophyta; Zygnematophyceae; Desmidiales; Closteriaceae
Source: the annotation of a GenBank genome assembly